Messenger RNA from Stomoxys calcitrans (stable fly), 4984 nucleotides. It is a transcript of the gene Tob, whose product is annotated as protein Tob1. Gene Ontology annotation, molecular function: transcription corepressor activity. The transcript has 6 exons. The record is from RefSeq and is a predicted model, not a curated record. NCBI's taxonomy places the organism in Eukaryota, Metazoa, Arthropoda, Insecta, Diptera, Muscidae. The coding region runs from base 1724 to 3376 and encodes 550 amino acids. Gene Ontology annotation, cellular component: cytoplasm; nucleus. Gene Ontology annotation, biological process: regulation of gene expression.
UACUUACCGUUUGCCAUACUCGGGCCCAAUAUUCUGCUGUCGUCUGUCGUAGUUAACAGUUGUCGUGGUACGUUGUGCAGCUCAUCAUCGUCCGCACGGUGAAGAGUGUUUUUUGGUUUUGUGUUGUUUUUCUACUGUUCUACUGAACAUACACAGCAACCAGCAUAAUAUACAAGAAAAGAAAAAAGCUAAAAUUAAAUUGAAAACAAGCAAGCAGAAAAAAAGAGUAUCCCUCCUCCCCACUGCUUUAAAGGAAUAUACAAAAGUCAGCUGUUCAAGUUCUUUACCCCAUAUAUAUAUAUUCGUUUCUUUUUCUUUUUGGAUAAGAGUAAUUCUAGUCGCAUUCGAUUUAGUUCUAUUUUUUAUUUUUAUUCAAGAGGAAAAGCUAAAAAAAAAUUAAAAAGCAAAAAAGGAUACUCCUAUAAGGCAAAGAAACAAAGUGUCCUCCCACAUUGAAACAACAGUGAAAGAUUGUGUGAAAGAGUGUGCGUCUGUGUGCAAGAAGAACUGAAAAGGCUAGCAAAAAAUUGUUAAAGUGUUAAACUUAAUCAUAACAAAAAGGUGUUAAUUUUUUCUAAUUUCUAAUUUUUUUAAAGCAAGAAGUGUAACCCUUAAAAAAAUCCAAAAAAAGUGUUUAUAAAAAAAUUCCCAAAAAUCUCCAAACAACAAAAAAAUCGAAACAAAUCCUUAUUAUACCAAAACAAGAAUAAACAAAAAAAAACAACAACAGCUACAACUGAAUAGAAACAUAUUCACAAAAUAACUGGAAAUAAAAUCGCUCAUACGUUUGGUGGUCCUGUUAUCAAUUCGUUCGUUUCGCUGGUACAGAGAGGCGCUGCUGCACCACAAGCAGAACAAUACAAAAAAGCCACUCAGAAUGCCGAGGCCUUCCAUUCAGUCUCAGUAGUAGUCAAUAGUGAUGUACCACAUACAAGGCAACGGCUGGCAGAUGUUUUCACCCAUACAUGCAAGCGUAUUGGGACGUACCGCUUCAAGAACAAGAUCAUUAGUUUUAACCAACAGCGGAAAUUCAACGAAACAAAAGCCAACCCAGCAAACAACAACAGCAAGGAACUAAAACAGCAACACAAAGUGAAGUAGAGAAGAAAUUCCAUGCGACCUCUAUUGAUAACAAUAGACCAAAGGAUCCAAGUAACACCCAACUACUACCACAAAAAACAGCAAAAUAUAUAUAAAUAGCUAUAAAAACAACCACAUUUGAACGUUGUUAGACAAACAUAUACAACAACAACAACAAAAGGAAACAGCAACAACAAGAAGUAUACCAAAUCGUUGCCAAAGAAGAAAAAAUCCAUAAAAUUAUAACACCAGCAACAAAAAGUGAACUGCAAUUAAACGAAGAAACUACGCCUCAUCACAAAAACUUGAAACAAAAUUCUUUUACACCAACAACUGCAUCCUGCGAAAGCGAAGUACUACUACCACAGCGACAUAGAGAAACAUCUACACCCCUAUCUACAUCUUCAUACGCUUAUUACACAACCAUAGUCCUAGUCGUCAUUAAAUAGGCCUCCUAUGGGAGUAGACAAUCGAAUGGACAGCAAGAGCUAAAAAUCACCACCCAACAGAAUCUGUUAAGUACCCGCCAUUUUAUUUGGUCCUUAAAGCCAAGCAAACAAUCGACUUAGCCCAGAAUCGUUACGACCCACUCACUGACUCAUUCUACUUCAGUAAGCAAAAACGAAACAACGACAGAACAAAAAUGCAUAUUGAAAUACAAGUGGCAUUAAAUUUUGUUAUCUCGUAUUUGUACAACAAACUGCCAAGGCGGCGAGUUAAUAUAUUUGGCGAGGAGCUGGAAAAGGCGCUGAAGGACAAAUUUCAAGGUCAUUGGUAUCCGGAGAAACCCUUUAAGGGUUCUGCAUUUCGUUGCCUAAAAACAGGCGAUCCAAUCGAUGCUGUAUUGGAACGUGCUGCCCGUGAGAGUGGUGUUCCCAUUAGCGAUAUUUUAGAAAAUCUUCCAAAUGAACUUUCAGUUUGGGUGGAUCCCGGUGAGGUCUCAUAUCGUAUUGGUGAAAAGGGUGCUGUUAAGAUUCUCUAUUCAGAGAACAGUGACAAUCAGGAGGAUAACUCUUCAGCCGAUGGUGAAGUGAAUAAGACAUUUAAUCCUGAGGCUCAAUGUUUUCGACCCAUUGAUGCCGUCAACACUAGCAUGAACAGUUUGAGCUUGAGUCCCAAAACAUCACCGAUGGCGGGCUCUUCGCCGCUAUCGGCUACAUCAAAUUCACCAACCUAUAAGGGUAGUCCGAACCCUGCAACCGCUGCCGGAGUGAAUAGCGUUCCAUUUAUGCAACGUUCACAGGCACCGUUGACAUUUACAACUGCUACCUUUGCUCAAACGAAGUUUGGUUCGACAAAAUUGAAAACCAAUUCCAAAAGAUCGAAUAACACUUCAUAUCGUAUGUCGCCCACAGAAUUCUCCAAUUACAUAAAACAACGUGCCAUGCAACAACAGCAAAUACACCACGGCCAUGGCCAUUCGCCCAAUGGUGCUGGCGGCCCAGCCCAGCCAGGCAAUCACUUUGGUCCCAUAGGUCCUGUGUCGCCUGCAAGAUCGCUUUCGCCAAAUCCCCUGUCCUUGGGACUGGGACAAAAUGGUGGAGGCGAUCCCUUCUACUUCCCCAGCAUGGCCAUGGGCAUGUAUCCACAGUUCAACAAUCAUCACCGCAAUCUAUUCGAUGCCACACAUUUCCAUGGUGCUGAGAGCAAUGGUCUCUUCGCCCCCACCAACAAUGGGGUGGGCCAUGGCAAAUUUAACAAUUACUUGGAACCGCAUGGCUUCUACAACAUGAGCGGCAAUCAUCAUAUGCCACAGCAACACCAGCAGCAACAUCAACAGCCACAAUCGCCCAUUGCCAUGAACGGUGGAGGCGGUGGCGUCAUUGGCAAUGGUGUGAUUGGCGGUCCUGGCCAUCAUGCGGUGGGUAAUAUGAAAAAUUCAAAUGAAAAUAUUACAAAUUCGGGUAAGGAUGUUGCUGGUGGCAAUGUCAACACUGCUGUUAACACCAAUAACUCUAACAACAACAACAACAAUAAUAAUGCUGCCAAUAUAACCGUUACGGUAACCAAUGGCAGUACCAACGACAGUACUGCCGUUAGCCCUGUACCGCCACCAUCAGCAGUGGUGGCUGCAAAUGCGGAACGUCAAAAUGCCGCUAAUGCAGUGGCUGCUGUGGCUGUGGCCGCUGCCACAGCUACGGCUACGGCCACCAAUAGCAGCAGCACUCCCCAAGACUCAUCAGCAGCAGCAGCUGCCACCUCGAAUGCUGCAGCUAACUCGAAAUUAAUCGAUGGUCUCAAUUCAUUCUAUUCCAAUGCCACUGGCUCCUAUCAACAGCUAUUAGUUGCCAAUUAGAAUUCAACUCUACUACACUCACAGCAACAAAGAGUCCUUUAAACAUAGAGACCCCAAAAGUCCUAACGUCCUAUAACUCUCCCCCCGUAACACACUCACUCUCUCUCUCUCAAAAAUAUUGCAGAGAAGCAAAAUUAAAUGAAUAAUUACAAAACAUUGAUAGAGACAAAAACAAAAUAACAGCAGCAACAACAACAACAACCAGCAUACAAAUACAACUACAUACAUACAUAAAUACAUACAUAUAUACAUAUAUUUUUUUAAAUGCUUAACUAAAAAAAACAAAAACUAAAGAAGAAAAACAAAGAAACAAACCAAAACGAUAUAUUAGUUUCAUCAAGGACUUAUUCAAAAAAAAAAAAAAAACAAGAAAAUAGAACGGAAAAAACCAACAACAUUUAUAUAAGAAAAAACAGCAAAACAAAAAAUAUAUAAAAAUAUUUUUUUUUAGUUGUUUCUUAUUUUUUUUUUUUUGUAAUUAGCUGUAAUUUUUUUAGAACAUAAUAACGUAGAAGCAUAUAAGCAAACAAAAACAUAAAAGAACAAGAAGAAGAAGAAUGCUGGCGAAAAAGUCAUAAAAAGUAUAUAAAUAUAUAUAUUUUUUCACUGUUAAUUUUUUAUACACAUUUUAAGAAAUACUGUUUAAUAUUUAAAAAAAAAUGAUAACAAGUAUAAACUACCUAAACUAAAGAUUUCAUGGAAACACCUUUUACCCCACUUGAAUACAAACAAAGACGAGAUAGAAGACGCAAGAAACGAGGUGGAAAUAUAAGAGGCAAAAAUAACCACAAAUCGUUGAAAAGAUCUAUAGAAAUUAGUUAAUUAACUUCGUUUUAGCAAAAUUUUAACUUAAAUCAAUGAAGAUGAAACUAACAAAACAAAAACAGCUGAUCAAUGUACUAGAUUUGAUGUCCAAUGGAUUACUCUUUAGUACAUGAGGAUGAGACAAGGGAUUUGUAUCAACUAUUGGAUUAAAUGAUUAUCUUAACCAGUGAUGGGCACACUACCUUUGUUGAAAAUACCAAACAGUGUUUGUAUGAGUAUCAUCAAACAUAAACUAAAUGAAAUAGUUUGAAACUAGAGUCAGCUGAUUGAAGCCCCACGAAGUUGUUUACACUGUCCGUGAGCUUUUGUUAGUUUUUUCUAUGACACUCUCCAAUAAUGAUUAACCCCCUAAAAAUGCAAUAUUGCUUUUUGAUGCAACGCCAGCUGUUUGCUUCAAACCAGCUGUUUUUUUCUACAAAAUCAGCUGAUUAUGAUGUUGAUCUAGCAAAAGAAAACUUUCAAAAAACAAAAUGUUCAAAUGUUGCAACUUUUGUGAGUUUGGUUCCAUAAAUGACCACAAGAUGUUUGGAAGCUUGAAAAGUUCUACAAAACCAAGCAAUUAUCUUAAUUUUAGCUUAAUUAUGUGAAGAUGAAAUAGAUGAUCGACGUAGUAGAUUUGAAGGGUAAUGGGUCAUUUUUGAGUACAUGAGGAUAAGAUGAACGAUUUGUAUGCGAGAAAAGAUGAGAGAAAAAAGAUAACAACAAAGAGAAUACAAACAAAAAUUUGACAUUUUAAUACCGUCAAAUUUGGCCGGCUGUUAACAGCUGUUUGCUUCCAGCUGC